UAAGCCGCAGUUCACUCGCAGAGGUGGCAAUUGGAAGCUUGUCUGACUAAAUGAACAACUAGUAGGAACUCGUAGCUCUACUAAAAAAAUUUGUGUCAUGUCCAGGAAGAAGGUUCCAUCUGAAAGACUGUUCUUAGCUGCCUUUUUCCUUGGUACUUCUGGACUGUUGUGAGUGUUCUCUCUGAUUAGUCUGGUUAAUUCGGUAAUUGGUAAAAGUGGGUCAGUUGAUUGAGGUUUCUGUGCUAUUACAAACUUUUGAAUUGCACAAACAUCUUAAUUAAAAGAGGAGGUCGACUAUCUUGCACUGCUUGCUACACUGAAUGGAGCUUGUGAGCCUUGGUAACCCAGAUGGACCAUUCCGGAAAAGGGCUUCUGGCUAGUCCAGUUAUCGGCGUUGGUGUCCAAAGCACAUUUUUCGUUGCCUUCCGAAGUGACAAAACACCUGCGCGUGCUGGCCACUUUUCUCUCUCCCUCUCAUGUGACGGUUUGGUGUUGGACUGGGGUUUAAGCGUUUGUUUACAGGCGCGCUCGCGCACCGGGUUGCCAUGGGUAACUGCGGUAGCGAGCGCUGCUAUGGCCCACCGAGUUUUCGACGUUGGCAUCGGAGUUUUCAUUCUAGCGGUCCUGUGGUCGUGUACUUUCCUGCUUUGCGGAUUUCUCUCGAAAACGAAAGGGCAGGCGUCAGCUGCCGGUGUCUUCCUCCUGGCAGUGGGCCUGACAGCGGUGCUCCUAGCAGUGCCUCGAGGCGAAAGCCAGCUGCCAGGCGAGCAGGAAGAUACGGACCCGCUGUUCAUCUGGCGCAAUGCCCUGACGGUGCUCUUGGGACUCUGCAGUCUGGUGUCACCAUUUAUAAUGCUCAAAAUGCACUGGGCUGUACCAGUGCACGCCAAAAGCCUCGACAGACAGAGCGCGGUCAUCAGACGUCGCACCGUCACUCUGGCAUCCCCCGAGUUGAGCAAUAAUUCGAGAUCCGCAUAGGAAUCAUUUCAACUAACAAAACAGAAAAAAGUUCUUUACUGCCCGUGGUCCCCACGCUCAUUAAAGUUGUGAAUGUUUUGGCUUGAAAACGUUGAAAACCCUCCACGUUCGAGCAGCCAAAAAAUUUUCAGAAAUGCUUAGUAAUCUCAAUUUCUUGUUUCAGGCAUUUUCAGGCAAUCAAAUUUCGUUUAUUCUCCAUAUAUACUUUUUAAAUAGUAUUUUUAAAAUUUUUUUUUAUGAAAACAAAUAUAUUGAUUUGGUAUUUAUCAAAGCAUAGAUAAAUCUGUGUCAACUGCCAUUGUGCAGUUAAGUGGAGGAAAUAGGCAUGAUAAUGCUAGCAUUUCUGAUCAGUCAGGCUGGAGCAAUGUACUGAAUAGUUGGGGAACACGUGUCAUGUCCUCUACUAUAUAAGACUUACCCCAGCUUGUGCAUCACUCUUUUUCCAACUAUUCAUGUCCAAUUUAAUUUGUUGCAAUCAUACCCACACCAUGCAGGUACUACCCAUAAAUGCAAAUUGCUUGCCAUUGAAAUAAACACCCAUUCAUUAAAGGGGUAAUGUAGAUGGUUGAGCGUGUUGGUUUCUAAUUUACAUGUCCUUCUUUCAUUAUCACAAAUUAAGGGUUAAGAUAUUGAAUUUACGAUUUUGGUCCUCGCCGUAUUUUUUAAA
Molecule: messenger RNA, 1645 nt
Organism: Ixodes scapularis (black-legged tick)
Lineage: Eukaryota; Metazoa; Arthropoda; Arachnida; Ixodida; Ixodidae
Product: transmembrane protein 218
Exons: 2
Coding region: 349-978 (209 amino acids)
Source: RefSeq, a predicted model, not a curated record